This is a messenger RNA of Leucoraja erinaceus (little skate), 703 nucleotides long. It is a transcript of the gene dnph1, whose product is annotated as 2'-deoxynucleoside 5'-phosphate N-hydrolase 1. The transcript is spliced from 4 exons. Lineage: Eukaryota; Metazoa; Chordata; Chondrichthyes; Rajiformes; Rajidae. The coding region runs from base 112 to 549 and encodes 145 amino acids. Gene Ontology annotation, molecular function: 5-hydroxymethyl-dUMP N-hydrolase activity. Gene Ontology annotation, biological process: deoxyribonucleoside monophosphate catabolic process. Gene Ontology annotation, cellular component: nucleus. The record is from RefSeq and is a predicted model, not a curated record.
CCAGCAGCAAGUUAAAGAGUAACGCGGGGUCAGCGGCGCGCUUCGCGGACUGUCCCCGCCCAACAGCUCCCCAACCCGGGGGCACCAACCACAUUGCAGCGGGAAGCGGCCAUGAGUCUCCGCAUUUACUUCUGCGGCAGCAUCCGAGGAGGGCGAGGGGACGCGGGCAUUUACUCCAGGAUCAUCGGACAUUUGAAGAGAUUCGGCCAAGUUCUCACCGAGCACGUCGGCCGCCCCGAGCUCAGCGACAAAGGGGAGGGUGGAAUGCAAGUUGAUGAUAAACACAUCCACGAUAGAGAUUUGCAAUGGCUGCGGGAGGCUGACGUGAUUGUGGCAGAGGUCACUCAACCUUCUUUGGGUGUUGGUUAUGAAAUUGGGAGAGCUCUGGCCAUGAAUAAGAAGAUUCUGUGCCUGUUCCGGACGCCGUCAACCUAUGCUCUUUCCGCAAUGAUUCGAGGAGCAGCGAAUGGAAAAAACAUCCAUGUGAAGGAUUAUUCAGAGGAGAAAGUGGAAAUAGUCAUACAAGAAUAUUUUGAGCAACAGCUAUAGGCAUGGAUAAAGCACAGCGUACUACAAUUACUAAAAUAGGAAGCCCUAUGUGCAUCAUGUUAACUGUUUGUGCUUUGUACUUACAUGCACGUAAAUCCCUUGAAUUAAAAUACAAGAUGUCUGGACGACAAUUUGUGUUUCGGUUAAAAUAGAA